Alligator mississippiensis (American alligator) is the source of this 2121-nucleotide messenger RNA. It is a transcript of the gene FFAR4, whose product is annotated as free fatty acid receptor 4. Gene Ontology annotation, molecular function: peptide binding; G protein-coupled receptor activity. NCBI's taxonomy places the organism in Eukaryota, Metazoa, Chordata, Crocodylia, Alligatoridae. The record is from RefSeq and is a predicted model, not a curated record. The transcript has 3 exons. Gene Ontology annotation, cellular component: membrane. The coding region runs from base 471 to 1532 and encodes 353 amino acids. Gene Ontology annotation, biological process: G protein-coupled receptor signaling pathway.
GGUGUCUUCCAGCCCUGCUUCUCUAGGACUCGAGCGGUGUAAAAGCAGCCCCGCUCAGCCGGGACCUGUUUGUGAGGCAGCUCCGGGGAUCCCCGCGUCAGGUCCCGGCAUGAAGGCAGCGGGAGCCCCCACCCGCUGCCGUGCGAGCCGCCCCGGGGCAGAGCGGGAAGCCCGAGGCCCGGGGCGGCGCCCCUCAGCCGCGCGGGCGGGAGCGGCAGCGGGAGCGGCAGCGCCGGGCGGGCAGCGCGGGCCGGGCUCCCCCGCCCUCCCCCGACGGCGUCACCUGCGGCACCUCGGGCGGCGCGGCCACCGCCCGCCAGGGCUCACACCCGCCGCCACUUCCUCGUUGCGCGGCCGGCGCCGCACGGACACGCGGGGCGCGGAGGCGGCCGCGAUGCGCAGCGCGCAGGGGCCGGGCGGGGUGGCGUCCCCGCCGCGCCGCGGCUAGCGGGGCUCGACGGGGCGGGCCGAUGCCCGAGGCCGGGAACGGCACCCGCUUCCCCUUCUUCUCGGAGGUGAAGGGCGAGGCGCACGUGGCGCUGAGCGCCCUGGAGUCGGCCGUGCUCGGCGGCGUCUUCGUGGCCGCCCUGCUGGGCAACGCCCGCGCCAUCGCGCUGCUGGUCCGGCGCCGCCGCCGUCGCCGCAGCCUCCGCGCCGCCAGCGGCCUCGUGCUCAACCUCUUCUGCGCCGACCUGCUCUUCAUCAGCGCCAUCCCGGCCGUGCUGGCCGUGCGCUGGACCGAGGCCUGGCUGCUGGGCGACGCCGUCUGCCACCUGCUCUUCUACGUGAUGAGCCUGAGCGGCAGCGUCACCAUCCUGUCCCUGGCCGCCGUCAGCCUGGAGCGCGUCGUCUGCAUCGUCCGCCUGCGCCGCUCGUCGUGGGGCCGCGGCCGCCUCCUGCCCGCCGCGCUGCUGCUCAUCUGGGGCGCGGCCGCGCUCGCCACGCUGCCGCUCUGCCUCUUCUUCACCGUGGUGCGCCAGCCCGUGGGCGGCAAGGAAAUACAGGUGUGCACCUUGGUUUGGCCCAGCGUUGCAGGAGAGAUAUCUUGGGAUAUAACUUUCAGCAUCAUCAUCUUUGUAAUACCAGGAUUAAUCAUUGUGAUCAGUUAUUCAAAAAUUUUGCAGAUUACAAAAGCAUCAAGAAGAAGAUUAAAUGCUGGUUUAGCCUACUCAGAACAUCAUCAGAUUCAAGUUUCCCAACAAGAUUACAAACUAUUUCGAACUCUGUUUGUGUUGAUGAUCUCUUUCUUCAUCAUGUGGAGCCCAAUAAUCAUCACUAUUCUCUUAAUUUUAGUUCAGAAUUUCAAGCAGGAUUUGAACAUUUUGCCAACAUUUUUUUUCUGGAUAAUGGUCUUCACUUUUGCCAAUUCUGCUGUCAACCCAAUUUUAUACAAUGUUACCCAUUUCAGACAUGAAUGGUACCGAGUUUUUUUCUGCUGUGCAACAUCUUCAGAAAGGACAGCAGCCGGUACGGACACGAUAGUAAGAAGACAUGACCACGAACAACCUAACGUGUGUGUUAUUUCUAAAUAAUUAUUUGAUGGAGGUACAGUGAUUGAAAAGUAAGAGCAGAAUUGUACUCUGCAAGGCAGAUUUUUACCUAGUGAAAACUGUAUUGACUUUAAUACAGCAAAAACAGUUUAUAGUGCAGACCCUUAGCUAGUAUUUUUAUUAUUUAUUUUUUUACUAAAGAUAGAAAGCAAGUUUUUACACCCCAGUUAAAGAGUUACAUGGAUUUGUAGUAUCCUAAGCAGCAAAAAGAAAAAGUUCAUAUACAUUUUCGUGCACAAACUAACUUGUGCAUACCUGAACAUAAGUUUGUGUAGACUAGUCUGUUUUUUGCAGCAAAUUCUAAUCUUAAUAUUCAAAUGUGGAUUUUUAGAGUUCAUGACUUUGCUGACAUCCCAAGUUUGGAAAUGUGACCCUUGGUGUUACUUAAACUCAGGCACUAUUUUACUAGAUCCCACAAAUAAAGUUACAGCAGGCAGAAAUGUUUACUGUUUUUACAGUUAUAACAAUCGGUUCUUUACAAAAUCGGUUCUGUGUCAGUCCAAAAGAAAUCUAAUAAAUUAAAGCUAUUUUGUGAUGUGAUUAAUAAACAUCUUUUUUUCUUUAAAUAUUA